AUGGCCUUGGAGUAUUUCGGAGAAGAAACCCCACCAGGCUCCAUUGGCUUCCCUCUCAUCGGAAACCUUUUCGACAUUGGUAGCAAACCCUACGAGUCUUUGGCGAAGCUAAGCAGGAAGCAUGGCCCUCUCAUGACUAUCCGGUUAGGCUGUGUAACUUCUAAACCAGAAAUGGCUAGAGAAAACUUUCAGAAGAAUGAAGAGGCCUGCUCUAGUCGGAAAAUCCCCGACGCUAUCACAGUACUUGAACAUUACGAUCUUGCGAUUUUGUGGAUGUCUGCAGCAGAAGAAUGGCGACUCAUCCGUAAAGCCUUGAACAUAUACUUGACCCACCCACAAAAGCUAGAGUCACUGCAUGGCCUCCUUCGAGACAAAGUUGUCAAACAGAUGCUUCAAUUUGUUAAUCAAGCUAGCCAAAAUGGAGAAGCGGCGGAAAUACGCAAGUUAGCUUUCACUACAGCCCUAAAUCAAAUGUCUAACACUUGA
Messenger RNA from Ilex paraguariensis (yerba mate), 486 nucleotides. NCBI's taxonomy places the organism in Eukaryota, Viridiplantae, Streptophyta, Magnoliopsida, Aquifoliales, Aquifoliaceae. The record is from the annotation of a GenBank genome assembly.